This is a messenger RNA of Orbicella faveolata, 2165 nucleotides long. Its product is annotated as retinol dehydrogenase 8-like. The record is from RefSeq and is a predicted model, not a curated record. Gene Ontology annotation, cellular component: cytosol. NCBI's taxonomy places the organism in Eukaryota, Metazoa, Cnidaria, Anthozoa, Scleractinia, Merulinidae. Gene Ontology annotation, molecular function: oxidoreductase activity.
CCCCUGAAGGAGUUGAGGACCUAUAACUCCUGUCCCCUCAUGCAUUUAUUCAUGGUUUAUAAGCUUAACGCUAGGUAUAAUGACAAGUUAAAUGAUUGACAUUGUGGACCAGUGAACCGGAAACUGUAUUGGUCUGAGUUUCGCGGUUUUAAGAGACCUUUUUAUACUCUUACAUUCGGGUUAUCAUGGCUUCCCAAAUCGUGCUGAUCUCUGGUUGUUCUAGCGGCAUAGGACUCGCUACAGCCGUGUUUCUCGCUAAAGAUGCUGACAAACGCUUCAAGGUUUACGCCACCAUGAGAAAUCUGGCGAAGAAAGGACAGCUGGAGGAAGAAGGAAAGGAGUGUCUUGGAGACACAUUGAUUAUCAAACAGAUGGACGUGUGUAGUGAUGAAUCAGUCGAGAAAGCUGUUAAAGAAGUGCUGGACGCUGAGGGAAGGAUUGAUGUGUUGUUCAAUAAUGCUGGCGUGAGUUUUUAUUCCCCAGUGGAGUGUGUUCCUAUCAGUAUUGCUCAAGACAUGUUUAACGUGAAUUUCUUUGGUACUCUCCGCUUAAUCAAGGCAGUGCUACCCAGCAUGAAAACGAGACAAAGCGGGCACAUCAUCAACAACAGUUCUGUGUCAGGGAUUAUGGGUAUUCCUUUUCUGGAUAUUUAUUCAGCGUCAAAGUUUGCUGUUGAAGGGUUGAGUGAAUCCUUGGCUCCACUUCUACAACAGUUUGACAUCAGGUACACGUUACUGGAACCAGGCCCCAUUGAUACUCUGAUCGGUGAAAAUGCAACGGAGUGGAGCAAAACCAUGGACAACGGUACGGCUGACGAGAAAACGGCGAAGUUGCAGGGGAUAGCAGGAAAAAAAUUCGAAGAGCUAGUCAGCAAGAAAAUGAAAUCGAUUGAAAUAGCAGCCAUUGUUAAAGAGAUCAUACUAGGCCAGAACACUAACUUUCGUUGCCUCACAAAUGUUGAAUUUCUUAACGAAGAAAUUGCCGCCAAGCUGAAGGAUUCUGCCACUAACAAACCAAUGGAAAUGAUAAAGACACGAUUCUUUGAAGAACAGAAGGAUGAAAGCUAUAAUAUUUGAACCCUUUCACUCCAAGAGAGAAACGUCAUUUUCCCUCAUAGAUAGCUAUGGAUACGACUUUUUUAUGAAAGUUGGUAAAUAGAAUUUGUUCAUAGAAGUCGACAUUCUGGCCUUCAACAGUAGGAGUGAUUAUGUACGAAGCUAGGUAGGUUCGCCUCAGCAUCAUAGUUUGUUGUCACAGUUUUACCAGUGUUUCUCUAGUUUAAGCUAACACAUUUUUUUGUUUUUUAUUUUUUUUGACAUCGAUUAAAAGCUAGUAUGUACUUUGCUAAUUUGGCUAACUUUCAAGCUAUAGAAUUCGUGGACUGACCCGUUCCGAAAACGCUCCAAAUUUUUUAGGGUAGGCCCACCAUCAAUGACGUGUUUGUUUGUAUAUGAGAUGAACGUAUAUCUGGAAAAGCACGAUUCUUUCCAAAGCUUACUUCACAAAGCACGCCAUCAUUCUGUAAAUUAUGUUGCUCAAGAAGAGCGAGCACACGAUUAAAAAGCUGCCGCAAAUCUAAUCCCCAGUUUCCACGCACUCCGCUGGCUUGUUCCACCCAUUUGGCGAUCAAGAUGAACGGCUUGCAUUUUUAGACUCGGGCUUUCCUACUGAAGACUAGUCUGUUCACAGACGUUUACUUUUUUGCUAAGAGUUAUUUUUCUUGGAGCGUGCGAGUUAUGUGAGCGCAGAGCGCGAGAGCGCGAGACUGGCCUAUUCUGAUCUUUCCCCAGCCCCAUCCCAUUGCGUUUUAGCGCGUACCGUGAUCCCACGCGGCGGGUUAAUAUUUCGCUAAGCUUGCGAUCUAAGACGAACUCAAGACAAAAUAGAGGGUCUGUGGACAGGCUAACUGAAGCCCAAGUAGUUAAAUUUGUUUGUUGCUUCAGUAAAACCAGAAGCAUGUGAAGGUAAAAGCAGCUGCUGUCAUACGCUUAUUAUGAAGGUGUUUCAACUCUCAGUUCUUCUGGCGAAUCAUACAUAAUACUUCCAAUUACUUUUUACCGCGGUCUCGAAUCAAUGUGAAAAUUGAACCAGAUAUAUUGGAGCUGGAUUGAAGUUUUUGCCAUAAUGUAUAUAUUUUUUUAGGGGAAUUAAUAUUUUCACGGAAA